Zootermopsis nevadensis is the source of this 1204-nucleotide messenger RNA. Its product is annotated as box C/D snoRNA protein 1. The record is from RefSeq and is a predicted model, not a curated record. Lineage: Eukaryota; Metazoa; Arthropoda; Insecta; Blattodea; Termopsidae. Gene Ontology annotation, cellular component: pre-snoRNP complex; nucleus. Gene Ontology annotation, biological process: maturation of LSU-rRNA from tricistronic rRNA transcript (SSU-rRNA, 5.8S rRNA, LSU-rRNA); box C/D snoRNP assembly; snoRNA localization.
AACCAUUCAGCCACCUCACGCGGCUUGUAACCCGAGAGUCUUUCAAACUUUCGUAUGCUUAGAAGAUGUUGUUCGACCAUCUCUGAUUGAAACUGCCCUGAGUUAUAAACAAAGAUGUCGUCUGUAGGUGCAUGGAAGAGGUUGGGAAAAUGUGAAGUGUGCAACGAUCAAGAGGCAAAAUACACAUGUCCAAGAUGUGAGGUUAAGACAUGCUGUAUAACAUGUGUAAACAUCCACAAGAAAGAACUGGGCUGUAAUGGACAAAGGAACAAGAUUGCAUACAAACGUAUUUCGGAGUUUACAAAUUUAGACCUCUUAAGUGAUUACAGACUUUUGGAGGAAACAACACGCCAUGUUGAAACAUAUGCUAGAGAUCCAUCAAAGCAUUACACUGCAUCAAAGGAUUUGCCUAUCAAUCUAUAUAAGCUGCGCGCAGCAGCUCACAGAAGAAGAACAAAUUUACAGUUCCUGCCACACAAUUUCACACGUAGCAAGGCAAAUUCAACAUACUUUAAUUGGAAAGAACAACUAAUUUACUGGAGGGUAGAAUGGAUCUUCCCCCAUGCUGACAAUAUAAAAUGUGUUGGAAGAAGAUUACUUGAAAGUGAGCCAUUGUCAAAACUUGUAAACAUUUACCUGGACCCAAAGGAAUGUGACCCACUGUAUCAAGAUAAGUUACAGUACUACCAAUCUGCUGGUCUCAGAGGUCUCUUGUUACUGCUCAAAGCUGAACAGAAACCUGGAACAUGGUUUUAUCAGCUGGACUCCUCACUUAGUUUAAAGGCCAAUCUUAAGGAAAAAACAGUAAUAGAGUUCCCUACAAUAUAUGUUGUUCUGAAGGACCACAAGGAUGCAUUUGCUAUUCUGGAAUCAGAUGAGGAGGAUAAGGACAGAAAUGAAGCCACCAUCAACAUGAACAACAAAAAUAACUUGCUGUUUAACACCUCUGAUUAUUCUGAAAGUGAAGAUGAAUAUAAUACUUCUGUUGGCAGUAAGAAAAAGUAUCCGAAGCUUGAUAUUCCACAGUAUGAUGUACUAAUAGGACUUAAGUCUUGAGAUGAAGAAUUGUGUAGAUGUUCUGAACAAAUGUGUAUAAGAAAUUGACUGUAAAAUUUUUGUUUCAGUGGUGUGAAAGCAUGUUUGUGACCUUUCCCCUAUGACUGAUAUAAAUUGUAUUCUCAAUAAAGAAUUAUGAUCAAAUGUU